CGUUGCCGUCUCUGCGUUCGCCAUGCGUCCCAGGGCGCCCCGGCCACUGUGGCCACUGCCCUGGGGGGCCCUGGCUUGGGCCGUGGGCUUCGUGGGCUCCGUAGGCUCCGGAGACCCCUCGCCCGGUGGUGUCUGCUGGCUCCAGCAGGGCAAAGAGGCCACCUGCAGCCUGGUGCUGAAGACCAACGUGAGCCAGGCUGAGUGUUGUGCCUCUGGCAACAUCGAUACCGCCUGGUCCAACUUCACCCACCCAGGGAACAAGAUCAGCCUCCUGGGCUUCUUGGGCCUAGUCCACUGCCUCCCCUGCAAAGAUUCGUGCGAGGGCGUGGAGUGCGGCCCCGGCAAAGCGUGCCGCAUGCUGGGGGGCCGCCCGCGCUGCGAGUGUAAGCCUGACUGCAGGGAGAUCCCCGCGCGCCUGCAGGUCUGUGGUUCGGACGGCGCCACCUACCGUGACGAAUGUGAGCUGCUCACCGCGCGCUGCCGCGGCCAUCCGGACCUGCGUGUCAUGUACAGGGGCAGCUGCCGCAAGUCGUGUGCACAUGUGGUGUGCCAGCGGCCGCAGUCAUGCGUGGUGGACCAGACCGGCAGCGCCCAUUGCGUGAUGUGUCGCGCUGCGCCCUGCCCCGCGCCCUCCAGCCCCGGCCAGGAACUUUGCGGCAACAACAAUGUCACCUACAUGUCCUCGUGCCACCUCCGCCAGGCCACCUGCUUCCUGGGCCGUUCCAUCGGGGUUCGCUACUCGGGCAGCUGCGCAGGUGCGAGUCGGGUUGGAGAGCAGUUGUGGGCUGUAGCCCCCAGCCCCUCUCCAUACUCCCAUUUCUCUGUUCAUCCUUCGCGUUCACCAGGCACCCCUGAGCCCUCUGAUGAUGAGUCCGAGGAAGAGGAAGAGAACUUCGUGUGACUUACAGGGCGACCUGGGCCUGGCGUUCAAGGCCUCCCCCAUUUUAUUUAUUGCCACAGCAAAGCCUAAUUUAUGUCCCACGGACACUCCCCAGAGCCAGGACCAACCAUGUGGGGGAGCCCUGGGCCCCUCCCCCAACUAUAUCUUGGAAGGAUUGUGGGGAGGAGGCCUGGGAGUAGUGCUGGUAGGUGGGGCCUCCACCCCAGACAUCCUACCACUGCCUAAGGAGACCCUGCUUCUGUUCACUCCGGGAUAACUAUUAGUUAUCGCUGUCACUGAGAGGGCUGGGGAUUCUCUGCCAGCAAUUAAUGAAAAGACACCCUAGUCUUCUAGAAUAGGAACCAAGCGAUAAGGAGGGGUCCACAACCUGGGUGCAUAUAUGUGAGCCUCAAAACAUGCUCAGACCCCUAGACAGGCAGAGGAAGCAGUCUCUGUCCCCUACCAGCCCAAGAAUUCAGGGCUUUCCUUCCUCACUGCCUCCACGUACCCAGUAGGUCCUGUGGAGGCCCCUGAGAAAAGCCCAGCUUAUCUCCUGGUAGGCAAAGCCCUAUCUGUGCCUCCUGACACAGGCCUCAACUCAGCAUCAGCUCAGAACAGGGUACCCUGUUCAGUGGUAAUGGUACCCAGUCCAUUAAGGGUGAGACUUGGUGGGGCCCAGGAGGCCCUACUCACCCACUGGCCCAGGUGGGGUAUAGAUGCCAAGGCCCACUGCACACCUGGCCUCUUGGAACUAUGUGUCUGAGCAGCACCUCUAGUGCCUGCUGACUAGUCCACAGGUAAGGUCUGGACCUAGGACCCCUUGGUAUCACAAGGCCCACCCUUGCUGGGCCUCUAGGCCCAGUUCCUAGCUGGACCCUCUUCGCUUACCAGCUAGGCCUAGGGGUCUCUACCCUGUCCAGUGCUAGCCUAAGGUCAAUUCCCUCCAUUCCUGGGCUGUCACUCAAUGGCACCUCCCUGUGCCUUUAUGUAGACCAGAUGUGGGAAUUCAGCUCCUCAAGUUUGGGGCCAGGAGUGCAGGGGGCAGUGUGCUCACCCUCUCCUAGCUCCCAGGAAGUGCCUUACUUAUGACACCCAGAAAAGUGCCCUUGAGUAGGUGAAUUUGCCCAAGCUCCCCAAUAA
This is a messenger RNA of Molossus molossus (Pallas's mastiff bat), 2020 nucleotides long. It is a transcript of the gene FSTL3, whose product is annotated as follistatin like 3. The record is from RefSeq and is a predicted model, not a curated record. The transcript is spliced from 4 exons. Lineage: Eukaryota; Metazoa; Chordata; Mammalia; Chiroptera; Molossidae. Gene Ontology annotation, biological process: cell differentiation; multicellular organism development; regulation of BMP signaling pathway. The coding region runs from base 23 to 901 and encodes 292 amino acids. Gene Ontology annotation, molecular function: activin binding; protein binding.